Aspergillus versicolor CBS 583.65 is the source of this 1434-nucleotide messenger RNA. RefSeq names its product NCBP3 domain-containing protein. The transcript is spliced from 2 exons. Gene Ontology annotation, cellular component: cytosol; nucleus. The coding region runs from base 1 to 1434 and encodes 477 amino acids. The record is from RefSeq and is a predicted model, not a curated record. NCBI's taxonomy places the organism in Eukaryota, Fungi, Ascomycota, Eurotiomycetes, Eurotiales, Aspergillaceae. Gene Ontology annotation, molecular function: mRNA binding; RNA 7-methylguanosine cap binding.
AUGGACAUCGACAUGGACCUCGACCUCGGUCCUCUCCCAGAGCCCGAGCCGAUUGAGAUGGAACAAACACUCCACGCUGCAACCGCCACCUCCGCAGACGGGACAAUCGCCGACCCCCAAACAGCCGAAACCCAAUCUGAGAAAGUUCACGUCCGUGGAGUAGAUGAAUUGACCACGGAUAAUAUCAAAGAGUUUGCAUCAACGUAUUUCACUCUUGAACCACCCGCCCGCAUCGAGUGGAUCGACGAUACCUCCGCAAACAUCGUUUACUCCUCGCCCGAGGUCGGCCUACAGGCCUUAGCUGCCCUUACCCAUGACGGUGAACUCCAAGAGGGGGGUGCUGCUAGCGAGACAGCCACUCCCACAGUGCCGGGAGAAAUCCCCGUUCUCCGGCUCCGGUCGGCGAAAGUGCUCGCUUCACACCCGGACUCUGUUCUCCAGGUGCGCACCGCGGUGAAGGCAGAUAAGAAGAAGCCGCGCGCAUAUGAGGCGAGUCGGUUCUACAUGAUGCACCCGGAGCAUGACCCACGGGAGCGAUUGCGCCGCGAACUAGAGACGGAUCGGCGGCGCAGCGUGGGAGGAGAUAGCGAUGGUGACUACCGGCGGAGGCGGUUCGAUGGACGGGAGCUGCGCCGCCGUCGGGAUCGGGACCAUGAGGAGGGUAUCACAGCAAAUAUGUACGAUGAUGCUCCGGCGGGGGAUCGUUCUGACGGGGACAGAGAUUGGGAUCGUGGGAGGCGGAGACGAGGAAGUGGACGUCGCGAUCGCGAGCAAGAGUUAUUCCCAGAUGAAGGCUCGAGAUCAGGACGACUACGCCAUCGCAGCGCGUCCCCUGGUCGUGAUACUCUUAUGAUGGAGGGUGGCUACAUUGAGGAACGACAUGAAGCGCGUCGACGGUUCCGUGAGCGCUCACCACCGGCCCGACGGAAUGAAGGCCGGGAGCUAUUCGGCUCGACUGAGGGGGACACAAACUCGCGCGAACUGUUCCCUAACAAGACAGCAAACACGUAUCUCAAGAAAGAGCUGUUCCCGUCCAAGGUCAGCAACCAUCGCCGAUCCGACGCCAUCGACGUCGCAGACGAGACGGCAGACUUGUUCGCAAGGCGUAUAUCGCACCCCUUAGUGGACGGCGCUCAAGACACCAAUCCAAAGCGGAACCGUAACGUCGAGCUCUUCCCAGACUCGUCACGAUCAGAACAAACCGGGAGAGGUGUCAACAUCCGCGGGGCAGCCGGCGAAGACCAGGGAUUUGCGAUUCGAGGUGCAGCGGAAAACGGUAUCUCAAUCAAAGGCAGGGGCGGAGCAUCGGUUCGCGAGCUCUUCCCGUCAAAAUAUAAUAAUAACGCCGGCAACAACGCCGGCAAAGAGCUGUUCUCUGAUAAGAUUGAGGGCCGGGGAGGACCGCGCCGGAGGGCUGAGGACAUGUUUAGUUAG